AUGAGUGACGACCCUGGUCCCAAUGCCGGUGCAAGCACGAGGCCAGACGCAGGCAGCACAGCGACUGAUUCUGUUCCGUUGAAUUCUUCAACUUCACCUGUGUUAGCUGUUUCAGACCAGACCACCCAAAGAUCCCUAGCGGAGGACAAUGCCAGCAGGAAUGCCAAUGCCAAUGCCAGUGCCAGUGCCAGUGCCAGUGCCCCAUCGAGUGCCAGUACUAGUACCAGCAAUAAUUCAGGUCUCAACCGGGAGUCUCACCCCCCAGCACAGGCCAGCUCGAGCAGGAGUACAUCUGCUCCAGUCGGGAAUGGCAUCGGCAGCAACACCACUUCAGCCGAAGCUGGCCCCAGCCGACCCCCUCUCCAAACGCUAGCCGAUGUGAUGCGAGCCCCGUCGACAGUUCCUCCGGAUGUGGUUGUGCUUGAGUCUUUGCCAGAUGAUCUUGAGCGGCGCCGAAGGCAAGAAGAUGACGAGGAGCCGGAUCCGAAGGCUGAUUUGUGGGUUUCGACAUAUGAUGGGAGGUUCAACUCCCCCAUUAUCCCCAUCCACGUCGGGGUUCCUCCUAACAAUGCAACAUUCUACGUUCACAAACACAUCCUCCUUCGUUGUGAGUACUUUGAAAAGGCCCUCUGCGGCGACUUCAAGGAGUCCGAGGCCCAAGCCAUCGACCUCCCCGAAGAAGACCCCGCCCUCUUCCACUUCCUCGUCGCCUAUCUCUACGAAGGGAAAUACGAGCCUAUCAAGCCUCUCGCUGCAGCCCUCGCCCCCGAUCGCAAAGGCAAGUCCAAAGCAGCAGCCCCCUCCCCUGACUCUAACUCAACCGCUCCCGCCGACCCCGCAACGGGACCAGCAGCAGCAGCCCAUGGUGUUCGGCCAGAACACAUCCGUCGCUUAGCCCGCGACAACCCUGCUGGUGCUGCCACCCUGAUCCUCGACCGUCUCAACAACAAUGCCAACCGCCCGAUCCCCAACUACGGCGGCGGGGCAUAUUACUAUCCCCCGGUUUACCCCCCUGCUGUGGCCCCUCCCGUCCCUGGACGGGGCGGUGGAUGCGGCACCACCGUAUUAUUGUUGGAAUUGUGGUGUCCUGACGAGGAGGAACUGGAGACCCCCUUCCUCCUCCUCCUCCUCCUCCUCCUCCGCCGUCCGCCGCCGCCGCCCCCUCCCCCUCCGGUGCCACCGGAGCUUUAUGAUCCUCGUUAUGGGGGAGAACAGCCGGGCCCGGGCUCCGGGACAGGGCAAGGGAUCCGAGGCGAGCCCCAACAACCCCAGGAGGAAGAAGAAAAAAAAGAAGACCCCGACCGUCGCUCCUGGACCUCUCUCUACACGCACCACAUCCGGCAAUACCUCCUCGCGCACCGCUUCCUUCUCCCGUCCUUCCAGCGCGCCGUUGCGAGGGCCAUUGUCCUGCUCCUGGAAAGCCUUGGCUCCCAGGCUGCGACGAUGGAAGUGCUACAGUCCUGUCGCACGCUUUAUGACGGACUGCCGGAGGGAGACCCACUGGUGAGGAUGGUGUUUGCGAGGGUGGGGUUUUUGCAGCCUUGGAAGAAUCCGGGUUGUGGGAGGGGGAAGCAGUAUCAGCAUCAGGAUGGACAUCAUGAAGAUGAUCUUGGGAAGGGAAAGGGGAAGGAGAAGGAGUAUAACGGUCACGCUCAGUCUCAAGGGAGUCUUUCUGCCAACGGUCAUCUCAACCCUAACCCUGACGAGCACCUAGACGACGACCCCGAAUCCUUUCUCCUCACCAACCCCGACAUAGCUCUCGGUCUCCUCAGGGAAAUGGCUGCCCGCCGAGACGAGGACCUCAUUCCCCCUCCCAUACCCGCAGCCCCAACAGGCAACACAACAACACAAGGCCCAGGACCAGCACCAGGUGGUCCCUAUCCCGGCGGAGGCCCAUACGGGCGGGCAGGCCGAGAAGUUCGAAAUUACAACGGGCUGUACCAACACCAACAGCACCAGCAGCAAGCUCCGCUACCCAGCAUGGUGCGUCCCUUGUGGGUGGGGGAGGGUGGGUGGCCUUGGGGUGGGGAAGGGGAGGAGGGAGAAUGGUGGUGGCAUCAUCAUCAUCAUCAGCAGCAGCAGCAGCAGCGGCAACAACAACAACAGCAACAACAUACUGCUGUGUCUGGAAGGAGGCGGACAGAGAGAGACAGGGUAGUAGCAGGGAGGCUGAUUCUCGAUCAUCGGCCGUAA
This is a messenger RNA of Thermochaetoides thermophila DSM 1495, 2193 nucleotides long. RefSeq lists its product as uncharacterized. The coding region runs from base 1 to 2193 and encodes 730 amino acids. The record is from RefSeq and is a predicted model, not a curated record. Lineage: Eukaryota; Fungi; Ascomycota; Sordariomycetes; Sordariales; Chaetomiaceae. The transcript is spliced from 5 exons. Gene Ontology annotation, molecular function: protein binding.